Eimeria acervulina is the source of this 879-nucleotide messenger RNA. Its product is annotated as porin, putative. Gene Ontology annotation, biological process: monoatomic anion transmembrane transport. The coding region runs from base 1 to 879 and encodes 292 amino acids. Gene Ontology annotation, molecular function: voltage-gated monoatomic anion channel activity. NCBI's taxonomy places the organism in Eukaryota, Apicomplexa, Conoidasida, Eucoccidiorida, Eimeriidae. The transcript is spliced from 7 exons. Gene Ontology annotation, cellular component: mitochondrial outer membrane. The record is from RefSeq and is a predicted model, not a curated record.
AUGGUGUUGUUCAAAGAUAUUGGGAAGCCAGCCUCAGAUCUUCUUAAGAAAGGAUUCCCCCAUGAGAAGCCAUGGGAGUUGGAGUAUAAAUACAAGUCUAAAAACCCGCAAAUAAUAAACACUGCUGGUGUCAGCAGCUCGAACAUCUUCGAGGCAUCUUCAGCUUUAAUAUACACCGCAGGCGAUGCUACAGCAGAAGUAAAAGUUUUAUCUGCAGGGCGCUCUUACGUGGAUUUAUCUUAUAAGGUUCCGCAGCUACCAAAUUUAAUUCUGUCUUCGAAAUAUGAACGGAAAGGAGAUAAAGGAGGCGCCGAUGUCUUUGACUUCUCCACUGAAUAUGUUGCCCCUCGCUUCCACAGCAUUUUCAAUGUAAAUCCUGUGCUGAGGACGUUUGUUUCUUCGGGAACGUUUACCUAUGAUCGCUUCCGCUUCGGCGGAGAAGUGUCAGGGAAGCUCGACUGCGCAGGAAUGAAAUAUGCGUUGGGCGCCUCUUACACUGCACCCACCCCUGGGCUUAAAGGAGGCAGUUGGGUUGCAGCCGUUAAGACCGCGCCUGCUGGUGGAAUGAUGUUGGGAAAGAUAAUAGGGAGUUUGAACGGAAAGUCAUUGGACGGUCGCGGAGCAGAGUUAGCUGCUGAAGUUGAAUACAGCAUUCCUGAGAACAAGACGAAUAUAACAUUUGGUGGUUUGUGGUAUAUGAAUGAUGAAAAAGACACCGCAAUUAAAUCAAAAAUAUCACAACACGGAACCCUCGCUGUCGCCGUCACGCACAAACUCUGCAGUUAUCUUCACGCAACUGUAGGCACUCAGUUGGAUGUUUCUAAAGGACAAAAUGCAGAAAACGUCAAAUACGGUGUCAAGAUCGACGUUAUCGCUUAA